Plasmopara halstedii is the source of this 1947-nucleotide messenger RNA. RefSeq lists its product as hypothetical. Lineage: Eukaryota; Oomycota; Peronosporomycetes; Peronosporales; Peronosporaceae. Bases 1 to 1947 code for a protein of 648 amino acids. The transcript is spliced from 4 exons. The record is from RefSeq and is a predicted model, not a curated record. Gene Ontology annotation, molecular function: lipid binding.
AUGGAGGGCUGGUUAACAAAGCGUCGAGACCACAUGAACCUCAUUUGGUUGGAUCGAUACUUCCUCCUUGAUGGUAAUCAGCUUCGUUACUAUCGAAAACGCGGUGAUCCUGCUCCACGAGGAACGUAUGUUCUAACUGAUGGUUGUGUUGUAAGUCCUGUCUUUAAUUCUGAAGAGAAACAUAAACACCAUGGACCUGUGUGGAUGUUCCGCAUAACAUUUGCAGUUGGCGAUAGUGUAAGUGGUGAAAAAUCCUACAAAAAGGACCGUUUUCUUGAUCUUGGAGCUAAGAGUGAAGAGAAUGCCAAGGAGUGGAAGCGCGCUUUAGAAAACGCUGUGCGCUCUCUGCGUGAACUCGUGGCACACCAAAAGAAGCUCAAGACAGAUGCCGAGAUUUUUCCAACGCCGACGCAUGUUCCAAGAAUGCUAAAAGCUGAUGAAGACACUGUGUCACUGUUUAAUUUGGAUGCAGAUAAUGUCAAGGCAGAGCAGGCAUGGUGGUUGGCUCGAGUAGAAGGUGGACUCCGAAUUAUGCAGGAAUGUCCGCUUGGACCAAAUGUGGCCGCAAAUCUGUGCAGCACUGAGUUUCAGCACUAUGUAUUCCUUCUCGAACAAUAUGCUCAUGAGCUUCGUAACAGCACUUGCAGCUAUUGCCAAGUUUUUCGUCUCAUUAUGAACUCCAAGCGAUUCCAGCGAUGGGACGCAGCAACGGCUACUAUGCGCGUCGUACAGCAAUUAGAUGAUCACGCGGAUAUUGUCUACGUGACGCAACGACCGACGCAGUUGGGGCCAUUCUGGCAAAAAGCGCGUGACCUUGUACUUAUGCGCUACUGGCGACGUGAAGAGGAUGGAUCAUAUUUUGUCAUGUACCAGAGUAUUGACCAUCCAGAAUGUCGGGUGAGGCAUAAUUACGUGCGUGCAAACUUCCUAGGCGGCGGCUUUGUUAUUGCCCCCCAGCGUGUUCCAAGUGGAUCGAUUCGCACGUUAGUAACGUACGUGAUUCGCUACGAUCCGGGAGGUUGGUCCCGCAUUUACCAUCAACUUGGUAUGGACGUGGAUUUGGUCAUGCCGAUGCUUCGUAGUGUUGUGGGAAUCCGAGAUGAAAUGAGUGCUACGGACUUUAUUACGCCUAAUGUCUCGAUGGCACCUGCUAAUGACGAGGAGGGCUCGAAAACUGGUCAGGGGGAUUCUGUUGUCACGCAUCGUACAAGCGUGGACUCUGCGGGUGCUGUACUGGGCGUUCAAAAGUUGGAAACGAGUCUUCCCGAAAAAAUGUGGGCGGAACCUGAUGCUUCGCUUUUCAGUGUCCGUGGACAUAAUUACUUAUCUGACAAGAAAAAGAUUUCGUCGGCACCUGCAAUGUUUCAUACUGUGGGUGUGGAUCUUCUCUCGUUUGAAAGUCCCGCAGAAAGGUAUAAUGUCUCUUCUCGUACUGAUAGUGUCGGCCGCACCAGCUCCAAAUUUACGUUUGUUGUCAACAUGAUCAUUCCAAGUCCAGAAAAUGUCUGCAUGGUGUUCUACUUCCAGCCUGUGCGUGACAACGUUUUUGAAGAUGGAUCGAGUUUUUCGGAGCUGCUGAACGACUUUAUCGAUGGUGAUGACCAGUUCCGGAACUCACGCUUUAAGCUUAUACCUACAGUCGCCGAAGGAAGCUUCAUCAUCAAGCAGUCGGUUGGAUCAAAGCCCACAUUGCUCGGCAACAAGCUGAAGUGUCUCUAUUAUCGAGAAGAAAACUAUUUUGAAGUGGACAUUGAUAUUUCGUCCAACUCAGUUGCCAAUACGGUGGUAGGCAUGGUACAAGGUGUGACCAAGUCGCUCGUAGUGGAUCUGGCCUUCCUACUUGAAGCCCAGUCCGACGAAGAGUUACCGGAAGUUAUCCUCGGCGCAGUUCGCAUGCAACACGUUUCGCUCGACAAACCACGCCGAAUGCCAGCACUCACUUCUUGA